This is a messenger RNA of Xyrichtys novacula (pearly razorfish), 3293 nucleotides long. The record is from the annotation of a GenBank genome assembly. NCBI's taxonomy places the organism in Eukaryota, Metazoa, Chordata, Actinopteri, Labriformes, Labridae.
AAUCCGGUUUGAGCUAGUUUUUCUUCCAAUGGAACAUUAACGUCUCGCUGCGCCGUGUAACACUGUACUGGCACAGCUUUAUCCCGAAUAUACCACUGUAUUUUUCUCCUGUACUGACUUUUAUUUUGCUCGUUUUUCUUCUUUUUUUUAAAAAUACACCUCACACAAACCAACCAUGCCUAGAAGGAGCAAAGUGAGUAGACCGACAUCUUUCAUGCAUUCAGUAAUACAGCGUUAAUAACCCCCAACUGCACCGUGUUAAAUUGGCUCCUUACCGAGUCUGAGUUGUUCAAAUGUUGCCACAUUUAUCCGUUUUCCUCAUUAUGUUGAAUGUUAGCGCCGUGCAGCAGUGACUUUUACGUGUGUAUGUAGCGUCUGUUUUGAUUUUCUCAAGUGGUUGAUUCUUGGUCUUAUCUCUUCUCGUGCAGUGAUUAUCUUUGUGCCAAGUGCUUUUCCGUGUGCAUGGGGCUAAUUUACCGCAGGAUUAUGAUAUGCACGAAUGCAGUUGUGUUUUGAUGCACUUUAUUGCACUGUAGGACAAAGCGGGGUCGUUUUCUCGGUCGAUGGGGGCUUUUUUUCUGCAGAGAAAGUUGGCGGCAUAUUGAUUGUUUUCAAUGGGGGUCGUCACGCUGGAUACCAAAGUUUCUCUUGCAGAAAAAGGGGGACUGAAAAGGUUUUAGCGACGGUACCAAGUUAUUUUGCGGGAGUUCUGCUGUCGUGUUUAGAUCGUUGAUUCUGGGAUCACAUUUUUGACGGAAUUACGAGUUUAUUCACAUUUGGCUUAUAGAGCACUGUUAAAUGUAACAUGCAUGUGUUUUUAUUGGUGCAUAUUUGCUUUCGUUAUUCACGUGUUAUAGUGCUUUUCUUGAAAGGCGUUCGUCGAGUGUGCAUUCAGUGUAUUGUCGGCUCAGGCCACUCGCAGGUUAUGCAAUGGCGAGCCUCCGUCAGCAAAGCGCUGCUCUUGUUGCUGGGGGUUCUAGGAGAUUCUGCUACCAGAUCGACGGAGUCGCUGAGCAUCUCGGAGGGGCUCUUUUCAAAUAAAUGGCGGGAACACACACUGCUCGUUUUUUUCCCCUGUUCACUGGCAAUCCCAUAUAUUACCAAUGAAUGGUAGGAGUAGGAGGCGGAGUCCGCCCCCUCCUCCACUGGAGUGUUCACUCCCGGUAAAGAGUGUAUGAGCCCAUGGCGCUGUCAAAACUACGACAUGCGUAUGUAUUGUGCUUUCUUUACGGCUGAGCAGACGUGUUUCUUUAUUUUCAAGCCAAGUUAUCCCAAAAUAUCCGCUAUUUAAUUCGUUGCUAGGUAACGUGUGGUUAUGCUAAUUUCACUCUACGUAAACAUGCUGACUAACGAGAGUGGCUUUAUCAGACUGUGAUUAAUAUGCACCGAUAUUUGUUCAGGCUUUCAAGCUCCAUUGUGCCAGAUUUCGGAAGCCAAUCACAGUGCCUGCUCCUAACUAAAACAUGCAUGAAGCUACAUGUGCAGCCAUAGGCUAAUAUUUUGUAGGGAAACGCCCACUCCUGAGUUACAUAAUGCUGCUCUCAGCCCAUGCCCCUCUCCCCACCUCUAAAAACAUAUGCAAUGGCAUCAGCCCAUAUCUGAUUUUAUCCUUUUUUUUCCACAGAACGCCGCUGCAGGAGGUGAACCAGAGGUAAGUCUUUACAGAGAAAUCACUCCCGUUUCAGUUUAUGGCUUUUAAUAUAAAAGCAAAACAGCAAAACUAUUAGUGAACUCGUCCACCAGGGGUCAGCAUCAUGCUAAAGUUGAAAGUUCUAAGAAAUAAUCCUGUCUGUUCUUCUUUCACAGCCCAAGAGGAGAUCUGUCAGGUUGGAAAAUGUGAGUACAGACAAGUCCAGACUGUGUCAGACAAAACCAAGCUGUAGACUACAUUCUUCUCACUGGCAUGAUUUUUCUUUCUGUUUCAACAGAAACCUGCACCUACAAAGACUGAGGCCAAACCCAAGCCAAAGGUUAGGACUUGUUUUAAACCCAUUUUGAUGCUACAUAUUUCUUAGUCUGCUGACAAAAUGACUGAUAUGUCAAAUAUUUCUGUUCUUAGAAGGCACCCGCUAAGCCUAAGAAAGCCAAGGAGGUAGAGAAGGCCAAGCCUGAGGAGAAAGAGCCUGAGGCCCCUGCAGAGAAUGGGGAAGCCAAAGUUGAGGAAGAAGUAAGAGGCACAUAAUCGUAUGUAGACAUGUAGGAUCAAGGUUUAAUAGCAUGUUGAUGAAGCUGUAACACUCUGAAAUUUGUCUUCCAGGCACCAGCUACAGACGCAGCUGAUGAAAAAGAAGAAGAGGCGGCAGAAUAACAUCUCUCAAACCACGUCUUUUACCAGUGCUCCCUGUACCUCUUUUCUUGUACAAUUCAGGGGAAUAUUUUUAUCAACUAUUUUCUAAAUACAGGUUUUUUAGUAGUUUGAUUGUAGAGAACACUUUUUUUUAAUGAAAGAAAAAAGUCGAUUUGGAAACAGGAAUUUCAUCACAUCCCACAAUUUUGCAUCGCCAUAGAAAAUUGCGGUCAUUGUUGUUACUGUUGGUGGAUUUCAUUUCAGUUUUAAAUGUGAAGGAGGGGAGGGUGAGGGGCAGGUUACAGUGACAACACGCAAGCACCACGUUCACAGGAUUUGGGGAAACAACGGGAAGAAAUCAGCCUGCGUGGAUUACAUUCCAUAUGCUUUAUAAGGGACAGUGUAUGUAAUCUGUGCUGGGGUGGGGAUAGACGGAGUCACAGGGCAACUCAUUGUUUUUAUUGUUUAUGAUGAAGAACAGUGUUUUAGAAUGUUUGUAAGCUUUCUUCCUCUAUGUUAACUCUUGUACUCAUGCAGUUUUCUUAACAAAUCUGUUCAAUAAAAGCUAAAAUCGCUAGUACUGGAGCUCUCCCUAUCAGAACCGUGCAUUGCGUGUGUUGGUUGUGUCUCUGUUCUGUGAUAGCAUCGCAAUAAAUUUGUAUAGCUGCUGUGACAAGGAUUUUCAAUCUUUCUAUAUGCAGUGUGUCAUGGUACAAUUUAAGGAUGGUAAAAAUGGAAAUUGUUUUCUUAGCCAAGCUAAUACGGUGUAUAACCAUAAAAGAAAAAGAAAAAAACAUCUGUUGAGACUGGCUCCUGUAAGGGCCUGCAGACAAACUGUACAUUUAUUUGAGAUGUCAAAUGCAUACCAGCAGUAGCAAUAUUCAUGUGAGUUUUAGGUAUCUGUAUCAAGUACAAGUGUGCGGUUUAUUUUGAUUUGUUUAUAGGUGUACCUGUGUAAUGAUUGUUAUCAGAAAAAAAACAAUAAAACUCAGUUGGUAGUUGUUGC